GAUAGAGGAGCAGACAUGCAUGGUUGAGCAGCAAAGUGAUCCAAGGCUUCCUCUGAGUCUUUCAUGCAUUCGGUAAAUGAUACCUUUCUGUCUUUCUACUGGCCCUCCUUCCUCAUACAAAUCAUUCCAUCAUCUCAUCAUCAUCUUCCUUUUCAUGGACGUGACUAUUUAACUACUUGUCCUUCCCUCUAUCUCUCUCUCUCCUGUUCCCCACAGAGACUUGUGUCUUUGUGUUCUCUCCUCCUCCUCCUCCUCCUCGGGUUCUCGCGUCCAUGGGAUUUGAGGUGGUCGUCGUGGGCGAAUUGCCUUUGCUUCCGGCUAUAAAGACGUCCUCCUUGAUACAAGAAAAGCCCGUGGAAGGCGGUCCAAGAACGAAGGACGGCGAAGAGGAAGAGUGCGUGACACCGGUGGCGGAGGAACACACGCUGAGGCCGGCCGUCGUGUGCCCGCCCGCCCCGAGAAAGCGGAGACCUGCAAAGCGGACGGUAGAGGCUCCACCAAAUGGCUUUUAUGACGUGCCUUGUGAUCUCACCUCCAUCUUUCUCGCCCUCCCUCUCAAGAAGAAAUCCUGCGUGGAUUGGUUACGUCUACUGUAGCUUCUUUCCUUGUUUCUUCUGAUUUCUUCUUUCUUCUUGUGCAUGGACGUGAAUGAUUUCAUGGUCUUCAUCUUUUUCUC
Messenger RNA from Musa acuminata subsp. malaccensis (wild Malaysian banana), 676 nucleotides. NCBI's taxonomy places the organism in Eukaryota, Viridiplantae, Streptophyta, Magnoliopsida, Zingiberales, Musaceae. The record is from RefSeq and is a predicted model, not a curated record.